AAAAAAAAAAAGAGUUCAAUGGCGGCGGUGAAGCUUCCGUGGGAUUUGAAGGAAGAAAUACUCUCUCGGCUACCACCUCUAUCUCUUGUUCGGUUUAGAACCGUAUGCUGACACUGGAACGGUCUUUUCAACGACAAGAGUUUCCUCAACAACCACUUGGCUCGUUCUCGUCCCCAAAUCAUUUUCUUGACUGAAUCCAAGAUUUACUCGAUCGCCAUCGAUCUCCACGGAGGCUUUGAUCCAACGAUAGAGGUUCAUGAACUACCCUCUGAUUUCGAUUAUCAUCAGGCUAUGGAGUUGAUGCAUACCACCGUCACGGCUUGCGAUGGGUUCUUGUUUCGUGACUUUUGGAAGCAAGGUGUUACGGUUUGGAAUCCGUGGUUAAGACAGGUCGGAUGGAUCGAGUACGAGGAUAAAAACUUUCAUUUUUGCGGUGUAGGAUACGACAAUAGUGGUAGAUCCGAAAAGGGUUACAAGAUCUUGGGGUAUUUUAACUGUCUCCGUAGGGUUAGCGACACUUACCAAGUAAGUUACCAAAGAGUUGCGAUCUACGAGUGUUUGUCUCAUACGUUGAAGUUUCUUGAUGCCCCUUUCAAGCAGUGGCCCACCAUGGGACCUUUGUCUUUGAACGGGAAUCUCUAUUGGGUUACUAGCGAUCCUGACAAUGAGUGUUUCAUCAGGAGCUUUGAUUUCUCCAAGGAGAUUUUCAGACCCUUUUGUCUCCUUCCUUGUCAGAAGAAACAUUCUCGCGAUGAACUUCUCCUCGCGGUUUAUAAAGGAGAUGGGUUUUCUUUGUUAAAGCAAUGCUAUGUAAUAGGGGAGAUUGAGAUUUGGGUUACGAAGAAGAAGAUUCUUGGGGAGGAAGUGGUUUGGAUAAAAUUGAUGACUUUGCCAACAACUAACUUGCCAAAGUUAGUUAAUAAGUUUUGUGGGGUUAGUUACUUCAUCGUUGACAAGACCUUAAUUUUGUGUUGUGGCGAUGACCAAACUGGAUUCGCUUGCAUCUAUACUGUGAAGGAAGAUAUGUGCAAGAAGAUUCAAAUAGGUUCUGGAACUAUUCGGUUUUCUCAUUGUGUCUACCUUCCAAAUUUCAUCUCGGUUCCUUUAGAAUUCAGAACGCUGCGAGUUUAAAUUAUGGCAAUUUUUUUUUUGUUGGAAUCUCAUUCUUGGAUUAAUCCUGCACAAAAUAGAAACAAACCAACCUAGCAAAAUCAGUGAAGCGUGAGAAGAAGGAGAAAGACAAGUUGCUACAAAACAAAAGAGUUGUUGGAGUCCAUCUAUUUUCUAGUAAUGUGUAUUUAAUGUAAGUAUGUUUUAGUCUUUUACUUUGCUUGUAAUCUUAGUUAUGAUCUAAGGCUUAUCAUGCGAUUUAUGCCUUAUGGGGGCACUUAUAUCGGGUCUCAAUAGAGAAAACAGAGACUAGCU
This is a messenger RNA of Eutrema salsugineum, 1425 nucleotides long. Its product is annotated as F-box protein At3g17710. Gene Ontology annotation, molecular function: protein binding. The record is from RefSeq and is a predicted model, not a curated record. Lineage: Eukaryota; Viridiplantae; Streptophyta; Magnoliopsida; Brassicales; Brassicaceae.